AGCUGUCAGACUUUCAUUAUCCAAGUUUUUCCAUAUCUUUGAAUUCAUACCAGAAAGUGUUCUAAAGUAUUACCAUUAUGUAUCAGGAUUGACUGAGUGUGUGGAUUAUACUGAGUGUGUGAAUGGAUUGGCUGAGUGUGUGAAUGGAUUGACUGAGUGUGUAGAUUAUACUGAGUGUGUGAAUGGAUUGACUGAGAGUCUGGAUAAUACUGAGUGUGUGAAUGGAUUGGCUGAGUGUGUGAAUGGAUUGACUGAGUGUGUGGAUAAUGAGGAGUGUGUGAAGGGAUUGCCUAAGAGUGUAGAUUAUACUGAGUGUGUGAAUGGAUUGACUGAGAGUGUGGAUAAUACUGAGUGUGUGAAUGGAUUGGCUGAGUGUGUGAAUGGAUUGACUGAGUGUGUGGAUAAUGAGGAGUGUGUGAAUGGAUUGCCUGAGAGUGUGGAUUAUACUGAGUGUGUGAAUGGAUGGACUGAGUGUGUGGAUAAUGAGGAGUGUGGGAAUGGAUUGACUGAGUGUACGGAUAAUGAGAAGUGUUUGAAUGGAUUGACUGAGUGUGUGGCUUAUACUGAGUGUGUGAAUGGAUUGACUGAGUGUGUGGAUUAUACUGAGUGCGUGAAUGGAUUGGCUGGGUGUGUGGUUAAUACUGAGUGUGUGAAUGGAUUGGCUGAGUGUGUGAAUGGAUUGGCUGAGUGUGUGGAUAAUGAGAAGUGUUUGAAUGGAUUGACUGAGUGUGUGGAUUAUACUGACUGUGUGAAUGGAUUGGCUGGGUGUGUGGUUAAUACUGAGUGUGUGAAUGGAUUGACUGAGUGUGUGAAUGGAUUGACUAGGUGUGUGGAUUAUACUGAGUGUGUGAAUGGAUUGGCUGAGUGUGUGAAUGGAUUGACUGAGUGUGUAGAUUAUACUGAGUGUGUGAAUGGAUUGACUGAGAGUGUGGAUAAUACUGAGUGUGUGAAUGGAUUGGCUGAGUGUGUGAAUGGAUUGACUGAGUGUGUGGAUAAUGAGGAGUGUGUGAAUGGAUUGCCUGAGAGUGUAGAUUAUACUGAGUGUGUGAAUGGAUUGACUGAGAGUGUGGAUAAUACUGAGUGUGUGAAUGGAUUGGCUGAGUGUGUGAAUGGAUUGACUGUGUGGAUAAUGAGGAGUGUGUGA
Messenger RNA from Pelobates cultripes (western spadefoot toad), 1144 nucleotides. The record is from the annotation of a GenBank genome assembly. NCBI's taxonomy places the organism in Eukaryota, Metazoa, Chordata, Amphibia, Anura, Pelobatidae.